CGACCAAACACCAAACUAAAUAUUUGUAUUCUUUUCAUUUAUUAGCAUGUAAACUGAUGAAAUUUACUAAAAAUAUUUAAAAUAUGGACACCAUUCAAACUUUAUACGGCAAGUGUCGUUGCUGUUUAAAGGCGGGCGAGCAUUGCGACGUACUCAAAGAAUAUUACUGUGACGGAACUCGCGAAGUCUAUUUCGAUAUAUUCUUGGAGUGUUUCAAUGUUUUUCUUACAACAUCAGAUAAGAGCAGUAACCUGAUUUGUGUGGAUUGUAUCCAGAAAUUGCGGGAUGCUAAUGACUUCCGCAAAAUGGUGAUAAAUGCAGAGAAACAACUAGAGUCUGUAAAAGAUCUUCCAGACUUUGACGUAAAACAAGAAGAGGGUUUAGAAGUAAAGCUCGAACCUGAUGAUGAUCAUGGCUACAUGGACACAGAGAAUAAGGAUUUUGGUCCCGAAAAUGAUGAUGAAACGCUAGCACGCGACGAAGCUCGCCUGCUGGCUCGCUUUCCAACCCUGCGCGCCCUGCCCACCCGGAACACCCUGUACGAAGUAUGCCCUAAAUACGUCAUGCAUCUCGACAUGUUACAGGGAAAGAAAACUCGCUCAAAAGAUAUCGAAGCCCUACUUAACCUGGAAACUGAAUUGGAAAGCAAACAGAAAAGCGACCAUCGCUACAUCACCGAGAAGGUCGCUCACAUCCACAACGCACAGCUGAUUUUGGAGCACUCCAAUGUUACUGCUUUCAAGGGUAAAAGUAGAGUUGGACUUCCCUGUUUCUACUGCAAAGACAUCUUCAACAACAUUGAAGAAUUACGAACACACCAAAAAGAACAUAAGAAAAGUGACAUGAAGAAAUCCUUGCAUUCCCUCAGCCCAUACUGUCUUGUUAUAAAUGUAGACAUAACAGACUUAAAGUGUACUUCAUGUGAUGCUAGCUUAAAUACCUUGAAAGACUUUAAAAGUCAUCUAGAAUCAAAACAUAACAAAAAGUUUUACACUGAGUAUGAAGACAGAGUAAUACCAUUCAAAGUACCUAUGGAUAAUAAUUAUAUUUGCCAAAUAUGUGGUUUGAAGUUUGAAACUUUUGGAUCGAUUGAAAGACAUAUGAACGGACAUUUUAGAAAUUAUAUUUGUGAUGAGUGCGGGACGGGAUUUGUAACUAGCUAUAGGUUAAAAAUGCACGUUAAAACUAUGCAUGUUGAAGGUACAUUUCAAUGUGAAACUUGUAAGAAGGUGUUUUCAUCACAUCAAAAGCAUAAAAGUCAUGUAGACACUGUGCACAAAAUGGUAAAGCGCUUUAAAUGUACAAAAUGUUCGGAGCGGUUCACAGAUUAUUUUAAGCGACAUCAACAUUUAGUUAAAAUACAUGGUCAAGCCGAAUUAGAAUAUAAAUGUAAUGUAUGUGAUAAAGUAUAUGCAAGAAGAUAUAUGCUAUCUCGACAUAUGAAACGAGAUCAUUUGGAAGAGCGUUAUUUUCAGUGUGAGAUAUGUUUUAAUAAAUUUUUCGCUCGGCGAGAUUUGGAAUCGCAUAUGGUUAAGCAUAACGGGGCUAGGAUUUUUGAAUGUACGGUGUGUAAAAAGGCAUAUGCGCGGAAGAAAACGUUGACUGAACAUAUGAGAAUACAUAAUAAUGAUAGGAGGUUUUCUUGUACAGUUUGUGGUCAGGCUUUUGUACAGAAUUGCAGUUUGAAGGGGCAUAUGAAGACGCAUCAUCCUGAGUAUGUAAGCUUUGGAGAAAAAUGAAUUUUGGAGAAAAUUGUUGUUAUUCUGUAUUGGAUAUAUUUAUUUAUACGCUAAAACGGCAUUUUAUAUCAAUGUUAUAUUAAAUUUUUAUCACAAACAA
Messenger RNA from Cydia pomonella (codling moth), 1839 nucleotides. Its product is annotated as zinc finger imprinted 3-like. Gene Ontology annotation, molecular function: zinc ion binding; chromatin insulator sequence binding. Lineage: Eukaryota; Metazoa; Arthropoda; Insecta; Lepidoptera; Tortricidae. Gene Ontology annotation, cellular component: nucleus; chromosome. Gene Ontology annotation, biological process: regulation of transcription by RNA polymerase II. Bases 84 to 1739 code for a protein of 551 amino acids. The transcript has 6 exons. The record is from RefSeq and is a predicted model, not a curated record.